Catharus ustulatus (Swainson's thrush) is the source of this 1903-nucleotide messenger RNA. RefSeq lists its product as uncharacterized. The record is from RefSeq and is a predicted model, not a curated record. Bases 705 to 1649 code for a protein of 314 amino acids. The transcript has 2 exons. NCBI's taxonomy places the organism in Eukaryota, Metazoa, Chordata, Aves, Passeriformes, Turdidae.
AAGAAAACAAUGUAUGGCCCCUAGGGCACUGAAGCCCACCCUAGCCUGCACCCUCCCUGUUGUAACCAAUGGCACCAAUCUCGGUUCCUCUGCGGGAACUGCUCCCAGGCUUCAGCCAUGCACACAAGACAUCACCCCAGUGUCACCAGCUGUCACUACACCUGUGUCAGAGGUACUGCAGAACACUUUGCUGAGGUCCCCUGCAGAGACUAAAAGGGACACUACCUUCCCAUAAGCUGGCCAGUCCAGCUCAAAACAGAUGUUCUUAAAAGGCUGAGCACAGCUAAACACAGGACACAGGACUGCACAAUCCAGCUCUAGCAGAGACAUGACCCACCAGAUACCCCAACCAGGUGUGAACUGGGAAGCACCUUCCUGCCAGCCCUGCCAGUCAUACUGUUCUAAAGCAGGCAGGCAGGCAGGAGAGCCCUAGGGAAGCCAGGCCCCACACAGGUUGCUGAAGACUGCAAGGGGGCUGGUUGUGUCCCCCUCCCCACCACGGCCCCCAGCUGUCGCACUCACAAUGAGUUUCAGGUUUAAUUUUCCCAGUCUGGCGCAGUAGCAGGAAGCGACCCCCCCAUCACGUCCCCCAACCGCUGCCUGGUACACAGUGGCCCCAUUCAGCCCCCUUCAUCCGCCCACCACCUCGCCAGGACAAGGAGGCCCUUUCACUGCCUGCUCCCUGUCAUCCAGGGGACGCUGGGAUGGGGCUGCAGCCGACUCCGGAGCAGGCUGGCGUUUGCAGCACUGGAAGGGGACGUGCCACCACGGGAGGGGUCCCUGCUCAGACAGGAGGGGACCGUCGCAGGGCGCCGGGCAGCACGUGCUGCAGCAGGCAAUCUCCCACGGCGGGCACCAGCAUGGGCAGGAGAGUCCUCGCUGCGGGCUGGGGGAGGCAGCUGGGCACGCCGGGUGCCUGGGGAGCAGGCGUACCAGCAGAGCAAACGGCGGCUGGAAGACUUUUGGAUGCACAGAAGCAAACCAUCCCGGGACAGGAGGAGAGCAGGCAGACAUCGGGAGAUACCAGCAGCAGCGACCUAUGUCAUGUACUUCAAACGGGAGCAAAGGGAGCUCCUCCAGCUGGGGUCGGGUCACCAUCCCACUCUGAACUGUCUUGCAAUAUAGAUCCACCAUGGCACCGGCUGCCAGAAAGAGCCCCUGGGGCAGACAAAACUGAAGGAACCGUAUCAGGGCAGAGUUUGCUGCACACACAGCGCUUCCAGCACAGGAAUGAUCCAACCCAGAAGCUGCAAGGCAAGCAGCCCUACGUGUCCGCUCAGUGCCAGGCAUUGCUGAAUAAGGACAAGAAGGAGGACCGGGCCUUUCCGCCCAUUCGCAGCUCACGGCUUCUCCUCCACAGCCUUGCAGCCGUUGGGACUCUCAAGUACCUCUGGAUUUACUCUGGGUGGGGAGUCCAUUCCACCCUCCCCAUGAAACACAGUCCACUUGCCCUAGGGAGCACCAGCAGCCGCAGAACACUGCAGGUCACUGAGGGCACAUGGGGGCCCACUCAGCUCCAGGAUCUCUUUCAUUUUCUAAAACAAAGCAGCCUGUUUUCGUCAGAAAGCGGUUUGGCAGCAGCCCACCUCCCUGAGAUACUAAACCAUCAUCCAAGCCUGGCUGCUUUUCAUAGGCCUUUUUACUCUUGAAUAGACCAAAACAAGCAAUAGGCAAAAGCGGUCACAUGGAUGGCAGUUUAAUGAAGAAGAUAUAAAAACUAGAAUCAGAGAGAAUGUGAUAGGAUGAGGAGAUACAAGAAGGAAAAAAAGAUGCAGAGUUAAGAAAGGAAAUCUUCCAUGCACAGAGGUAAAAAACCAGCCAUGAUGAUAAAAAACACAAAGUAUUCUGUUUUCUGUACCUGUACCUAUUCUGCAUUAGAAAUAGAUGUAUUUGAUUUCCUUUA